This is a messenger RNA of Annulohypoxylon truncatum, 1422 nucleotides long. RefSeq names its product aldolase. Gene Ontology annotation, biological process: carbohydrate metabolic process. NCBI's taxonomy places the organism in Eukaryota, Fungi, Ascomycota, Sordariomycetes, Xylariales, Hypoxylaceae. Gene Ontology annotation, molecular function: zinc ion binding; aldehyde-lyase activity. The transcript has a single exon. The record is from RefSeq and is a predicted model, not a curated record. Bases 392 to 1258 code for a protein of 288 amino acids.
AGUCAUACCGACCAUCUAUGUUGUCUCCAUAGUCUCCAUUAUCCCCUGGAUCAUUGUCCUCGGUAGGUAUGCAUCACCAGUAAUAAUGAGCCAAAAAGAGAGCUACCCCACGUUCUUCUCCACUAUUGGUAUAAACGAUUCCUAGAUGGUAACGGGUAAGGUGUAUUCUUUCCUGUCAUCCGCCUUCGUUGGGAUCCAGCUACUUGGAUACAUAGAGAAAGGGCAGAGUGCAUGUAGUAGUCGAGUAUAAUAUCAUUUCAACUCAUGCACUUAUUAACCUACUGUUCGCUCAAUCAUCGACUGCUAGCCAUCUCUCUAUUAUUCUCUACGUUGUCGUCCGGGAGUUACGUAGUAAGGUGCUUGAGCAAAGGACCACUUGCGAUAUUCCAAAAUGUCUCGACCGGAUCUAUCCGAGAAUCGCUCGAUGGCGAUCUUAAAUAAGGCGCGCGAGGGCGGCUAUGCUGUGCCGGGCAUGUGUUGCUAUAACAUCGAAUCGAUAAUCGCUACAGUUCGCGCGGCAGAGGCGGCCAAGUCUCCGGCCAUGGUCCUACUCUUCCCCUGGGCCAUAGAAUACGCCGGCGCAUCUCUCGUGCGCGCGGCUGCCGAUGCGGCGCACACGGCCAAAGUCCCCGUCAGUUUACAUCUAGAUCACGCCCAGACGCCAGAACUCGUUCGUCGCGCCGCAGAUAUCGAAGGCGCAUUCGAUAGCAUAAUGUGCGAUAUGAGCCAUUACGAAAAGGAAGAAAACUUGGCACUCACCCGUGAGCUGGUCGCGUACUGCCACGAGCGGGGGAUCGCCACGGAGGCCGAGCCGGGCCGGAUCGAAGGUGGCGAAGAUGGCGUAGCUGAGACUGCCGACCUAGAAGCGAUCCUCACCACGCCAGAACAAGCCGAGGAAUUCGUCGCGACCGGUAUUGAGAUGCUAGCGCCGGCCUUUGGCAACGUGCAUGGAGAAUACGGGCCGCGAGGCAUACAGUUAGAGUAUGGUCGUUUGCAAUCAAUCAAUAAGGCGGUUGGCGACAGAGUGCGCCUUGUCUUACACGGCGCCGACCCCUUCACCGAAGAAAUCUUCAAAAAUUGUAUAGAAGCUGGCGUCUCCAAAGUCAACAUCAACAAGGGUAUGAACAAGCAUUAUGCCGCCGUGCAGGAAGAGAUGCGCGGCAAGCCUCUCACGAGCGUCAUCGAGGCGGGUACGGACAGGAUGCAGGCCGCUAUAGAGCAGUAUAUGCGUUGGCUCGGUAGCGCUGGUAAGGCGUAAGGGAGGUAAGGAGGUAAGGAGGUAAGGAGGUAAGGGAUGUUGUGGGAUGUCUCCCGUUUAAAAGAAAUAAGCGAGUCUUACAGUACUAUCUAAAAAGGGGGUAGUCCGAUCCAUAAACAGAAGCUGACCGCCGUCCCAACCUCUCCACGUGCGUACUUCAUCAG